Acanthamoeba castellanii str. Neff is the source of this 432-nucleotide messenger RNA. RefSeq lists its product as uncharacterized. The coding region runs from base 1 to 432 and encodes 143 amino acids. Lineage: Eukaryota; Discosea; Longamoebia; Acanthamoebidae. The transcript has 3 exons. The record is from RefSeq and is a predicted model, not a curated record.
AUGGCACAGACUUGUGCACCGGCCCUUCUUAUCUUCUUUUGCGCUUGCGCCCUUAUCACCACCGUGCUCGCUCGUCAACAGCCCACGACCUCCAACGACUUGGCCGCAGCCCAGCGAGAGCUGCUCCGGCGCUUGUCCCUCUCCCCACCCACGCACCCCGCCGCCGCUCCCCUGUCGUCGGCCGACAUCAACGACCUCGUCCAACGCUUCACCGCGGACUUGAAGAAGAGGCAGGAGGCCGGUGGUCCGGUGCCCUCGGGUCUCACUCCGCUGGUCAUCGUGCCCUCGCUCUUGGGCAGCCGCCUCCAGGCGCAGCUCAACCAUGCUCAGCCCAUCUACGGCUACGCCAUCCACGGCCUCACCCACGGCGCCGGCCCCCAGAACAAGCAGGCCCUCCGCAUGUUCCUUGACAUACUCAGCUCCCCCAAAUGA